AUGUCUCCCUCACCGCCGCAGUCUUUUACCCUCAGUGCUGCGCUCAAAGCUUGCGCCGGCUCCGCAAGCUCGAAUGACAUAAACGACAAGCCGCUACGAGUCCUCAGUCGCAAUCCCGGCGGGGUGUUUGAAGUGGUGCCAUUCCGUGGUCAGCCCUAUGUGGCGAUCAGCUACUGCUGGCCAGGGAGCCCUACCUUCCGUCGGCUCAGCACGAGCAACGAACCGACUCCUGUACUCACACCAAGCGGCCUGGUCUCUUCCCAGCACUUCUCGCUUUUCAUCUCCCAUUCAGCCCACUCCUACGAUCCCUCGCUCGCCGUUUGGGUGGACUUUCAUUGUAUCAACCAAAACGACCUCAACGAGAAGACUGCGCAAGUCGCGAUCAUGCAACGCAUCUAUACCGGAGCCAAACUAACAUUGGUCAUGCUGGAAGACGUCGCGCUCCGCCCAGAGGACCGUCUCCUUUUCGCUGCCCCUCGAGCUACGAAGGAGUCCUUAGCCCUAGCAUGCCAUGUCCUAUCUGCCCGGUGGUUCUCGCGCGCCUGGUGUUCCCAGGAGCUGGUUCUCAGCCGUCACGCCCACCUCUAUGUGCACGACCUCAGUCAAGAAGGCCACUUCGUCAGCAUUCCGUCUGAUACUCUUUGGCACAUCAUCGACAGUGCACGGAAUCGCGAAGCUGCUAUUCCCGUCUUCCCCCAGCCACGUGGUUCCCUCCCGGAUACCGCCAUGGCCAAGAGCACCUGUGCGUGGGCGUUGGGAAUCGUCCAUCGCCUCGGAUGUAGUGACGACUACGACAAAGCCUCCCUGCUAUGCAAUCUCGUUCGCUUCAUCUAUCGGUUCGCUUCCCGUCCCACCGCCUUCAAUGUCGAUUCUCCCAUAAUCCGCCUCAACGUGCUGAAGAUGGCGAAUAUCAUUGCAUUCAAGCGCCGCGACUUCUCUCUAUUGCUGGUCAAUCACGGGCUCCACAAUCCACUUCGCGGACAUGUCGGCUUUGGAUGGGCAGGGGAGCCGAUCGAAGGUGAUAGAGCGUCCGCAACAUAUGCUCUGAAGGACUUUCAGGCCGAAAAGGAUCCGGGCAUCAUGCUGGACGACUCCGGGCUCAUUGCGCGUGGCUGUCUCGCUCGCGUUGUGCAAGAGCACACUUGGGAGCUCCAUCGAGACCCAACAGGUCGUUACACUCGGGUCGUGUCCAACGGCUCUCACGUGCACCCUUCAUGGACCUGGAGACGAGACGCCUUACAUCUGCGAGAUCUUCUCGUCGCGCUUGCAUCCGUUGGCGGCCACGGAUGGGACGAUGCUUCGCACCACGCUCGCAUCGUCUUCGCAUACCUGCUGUCCAUCGACUACGAUCUGCAACCCGAACCCAUCACCGGCGACCUGGGCGCCCGGACGCGUUCUCUCCUCUGCGAUCUCUUCUCUCUGAAAGACAUUGCAGCCGCGAUGAGCUUCGUUUGGCGCGCGCCGGGCCUGGCGGCGUUCAGCACCAUUCGCCUCACUGACGGUAGCGUCCUGCUCGUUAGCGGGAACGUCUCAGGUUCCCUAGUAGGCCGCCUCCUCUUCCAGCCCUAUGUCAUCCGGCCCACGCUCUUCUCCCCACCAGGCGUCCUGACCGCCAACUCCCUGGUGCUCGAGAACAGACGCUCGCCGCAGGGAGUGCACCGGUGCAUAGGCUGUGUCCGGGGUCUAGGCAUGAUCUCGGAGGCAGAUGGACAUGGGGGACAGAUCCUGUGCAUCGCCUAA
This is a messenger RNA of Trametes versicolor FP-101664 SS1, 1740 nucleotides long. RefSeq lists its product as uncharacterized. The coding region runs from base 1 to 1740 and encodes 579 amino acids. The transcript has 2 exons. NCBI's taxonomy places the organism in Eukaryota, Fungi, Basidiomycota, Agaricomycetes, Polyporales, Polyporaceae. The record is from RefSeq and is a predicted model, not a curated record.